This is a messenger RNA of Paramormyrops kingsleyae, 3102 nucleotides long. RefSeq names its product decapping mRNA 2 (gene dcp2). The record is from RefSeq and is a predicted model, not a curated record. Gene Ontology annotation, cellular component: cytoplasm; P-body. Gene Ontology annotation, molecular function: manganese ion binding; 5'-(N(7)-methylguanosine 5'-triphospho)-[mRNA] hydrolase activity; RNA binding. NCBI's taxonomy places the organism in Eukaryota, Metazoa, Chordata, Actinopteri, Osteoglossiformes, Mormyridae. Gene Ontology annotation, biological process: deadenylation-dependent decapping of nuclear-transcribed mRNA; nuclear-transcribed mRNA catabolic process, nonsense-mediated decay.
GAUUACGUAAAUUCCCUCGAGUUUAACAGGACCAGUACGGUAGUGUGUCGCAGGAGUUGGUUUUGUUUGCAUCCUGGCCAGUCGUUUGCCGAUAUUUAUUUGAUUAAUCAAAUGUUUUUUCCCUGCGGUCUCUAUUGCUGCGAGGUCUGUGAACUUCGCUCCACGUCGUUUGCUUUCUCCUGGUAACAGCUCCGCGAGUUCGUGAUGUUUUUGUUCUCAUCAUGGAGACGAGACGAGGGGAGAUUCCCAACAGCGUUUUGGACGACCUCUGCAGCCGAUUCAUCCUCCACAUUCCCAGUGAAGAAAGGGACAAUGCCAUUAGGGUUUGCUUCCAGAUUGAACUUGCCCACUGGUUCUACUUGGACUUCUGCUUGCAGAACACACCAGGAUUACCUCAGUGUGGGAUAAGAGACUUUGCCAAAGCUGUUUUUAACCAUUGUCCCUUUCUGUUGCCGCAUGGAGAGGAUGUUCAGAAAGUGUUGGAGCAAUGGAAGGAGUACAAAAUGGGUGUUCCCACAUAUGGUGCAAUUAUUCUUGAUGAAACGCUUGACUAUGCGCUGCUGGUUCAAGGCUAUCUUGCCAAGUCUGGAUGGGGUUUUCCAAAGGGAAAAGUGAACGAAGACGAAGCCCCACACGACUGUGCCGUACGAGAGGUCCUGGAAGAGACGGGCUUCGAUAUCCGUGAUCGCAUCUGCAAGGAUGUUUACAUAGAGCAGAAAAUUACAGACCAGCUGGCUCGGUUAUACAUCAUACCUGGAGUUCCAAAGGAGACGAAGUUCAACCCCAAAACGAGGAAGGAAAUCCGGAACAUCGAGUGGUUCUCUGUGGAUAAACUCCCAUGUCAUCGAAAUGACAUGACUCCAAAAUCUAAGCUUGGACUCGCCCCAAACAAGUUCUUCAUGGCCAUUCCGUUUAUGAGACCGCUUCGAGAAUGGAUCUCCAAGCACAAGGGAGAGUCAUCCGACAGCAGUGAGGAGCUGAUGUCUAAUGGCAGCACUCCAUGCAAAAGCCUGAUGGAGAAGCGGCCCACAGCCAGACGGAGUCAGGUGACGGCGUCUCCUGGCGAAUGCUGGCCGAAGUUGAAGGCGAAGCCACUGGGACCGACCAACCAGUACGAGCUGGCGGAGCUCCUCAAAAUCAAGAACCAGAACCCCAGAGGCAGUAGUGGAAAGAGGCACCAGGACUCCCCAAAUGCGAAAAAGAGGCUGAAUGGAUGCAACAGCCAACAGAAAGAAGACAAGAGGCUUCAGCCAAGGAGACUACAGGACAACUUUGAAGCGGACGCAGCAUAUGACCUGUGCAGCUCCAAUGACGAGCAGCCCUUGCGACAGGCCGACCAGCCUCCAAGGUGCAAUGGGGAUUGUGGCCAUCCGCUGUCCUCCAGGUCCUUCCUCAGUUUCAAGUUCGACCGGGAGGCCAUAAUGAAAUGCUUUGAUUCCUGAGGUCGAUGCCCAGCCCAUCACCUGCUCCCACUUCUCUCUCUCGCUCCCUCUCACUGAUUCAUUCACUUUUCUGUCACUCUCAGGAGUGCAAGAAGUAACAGGGAUUUGCAGAGAAACACCCACACAGAGCAGAAUCCCUGGGUCGAGUUAUCCUGUCACUUAAACUUACUGAAAGGUGUCUUCUAGUGGUGUUGACAAUUUGUUUGAUUGCUCAUUGUUUGCAUUUUACAGUAUUAUCUUACCUCCCCUCCCCAGUCCAGAUUAAUGCACUGCAAGCACUCAUUUAGGUUAACUUCCUCAAAGAUGGCCUUUUUUGGGGGGUGGGGGGGGCAACAGGAGCUUUCGAACACACUGGAUGAGGUCGGGCCUUGUGCUGUGAGUCUCCUGGUGGGAGCUCUACCACUCAAGCUAUUUGUCUAGCUAUAGCUGAUAACGAGUAGCCACUGUACAUUUCAAAGUAGCGGAGCGAUUUCAAACCAGUUUGGCUUCCCUCCUUCGACCUCGGCCGUUUUUGGCUAGGUUUCCCCCCUCGCUGGGUUUGCCAUGUUUUGCUGUUGAAGUUUGGACUGCUGUGAGAAACCGUGCAACCUUGCCCUACUGUCCAGCUCAGUUCCUGCUGCUCCAUAUCUUACAGCUUGAAUACGUCCCUUCUGGAAUGUAAUAGAACAGUCUGUGUUAAAAAUAACGUUUAUAAAAUUGGGUCACAAAGCAGACUGUUGUUGCUCCUGAUUGGUCAAGCCGCCCUCCAAAGCACUGUGAAAUCCUGCAAACCCACGAGCGCUAUGCUGAGGCCGGCUUGAGAUUCCUUUUAACAAAGCAUUCUGCGUUUAAGAAACUCAUUUUAAAAUCAUUUUAAAGUUACAGAAAAUGGAAUGUAAUACAGUAUAUUUUUUGUUUGAGGCCGUUUUUUUUACGGUGACCACUAGGUGGUGCAAAACAUCGAUGUUUAACUGCUGCUGCGUGCUAGCUGUUCAAGACGGGAUUGUUUUGAUGACGUAAGUUCUGUUCACUGGGAGUGAAAAGGGUGGUGUAUUUUUACUGACAUAGUAAUAUUAUUGGAAUCUACCCCAUACAUGUAACUUAAAACAAGUAUCGGGAGUCAAAGUAAAAUGGGAUUUUUCAAAUUUACAUCAAAGUUGGUUUAAAAAUAUUUAAAGAUGGUUCUGGAUCUGUAAGACACCCCUUCAGGUUGCACAGGGAAGGGAAACGUUUUAAUAGCAGUUAUGAUAAUUGUUGUCAAAACUUCAAAGUACAUUGUUUUAAUAAGUUAUCUAGCAAUAGAAAAAUCAUCUUGCCUUUUGUUGCAGAACAAACUUGACAUAGACUCCACACUUCACUCUCUUUGUUCAUUCUUUUAAUCUCCUUAUUCAUUCUUUUAAUUACAAGCUGUUAAAAGAUUUUAAGCAUUCAAAAUGGGAGUGUCAGGGAAUGUUCAGUUUCGAAACAUGAAAUGCAUCGUUCUGUUGUCUGUUUACAUUCCCCCUCUUUAGUUCAGAAAGUAUGGAAAAUACUUUUUUAAAGCUGCACUGAAAUUUUGCAAUAAAUGCAGUAGGCUUUGAUAUUGAAAAGUUACCUUACAGUCAUUUCUUACUGUCUAAUGGAUGUUUCCUGUUUAAUUUUUCUUUAAAAAAAAAAAAAAAAUAAAUGUUUUUUUUUUUUU